Molecule: messenger RNA, 981 nt
Organism: Bipolaris victoriae FI3
Lineage: Eukaryota; Fungi; Ascomycota; Dothideomycetes; Pleosporales; Pleosporaceae
Exons: 1
Coding region: 1-981 (326 amino acids)
Source: RefSeq, a predicted model, not a curated record
AUGUGUAAUUCCAAGACAAGCUCCAGUGGGGCGUGUCCCGACAGUUUCGACAACUCUCCUCAGCAGGGACUAGAAUGCCUCACCCAAUGGACAGGGCCAUUCAGGCUGUUUGACCUUCCUCGGGAACUUCGGGACAAGAUAUACUACCAAUAUCUAUAUCGUCCAGGACGUAUUUACUACGCUGCUCAUACCGACAAGUACUUUUGGGAAAGCCAUACCAAAAGCGAUGGUUUCGCAAAUUUGUUGACAGUGUCCAAACAAGUUUACCAUGAGGCAUUCAACGUCUUCUGUGAAGCCAAUACCGUUGCGCUAUCUGUACAUUAUAAUUCUCGCGAAGGCUACAGCAAGCCCCUCACUGGGCUCCUUCGUCUGUUUCCCGAACGAGCUGCAGCGAGUCUGACUGGAGUGAGCAAAACAUAUCGCGACGUUAUUACGCGGCGAAUGGGACAAUGGGGCUAUGCACCCAGCCACGAGGGUAUUGCCCAGGGUGGUGAUGGAACUGGCCAUUAUCACAAGCACAACUCCGCCGGGGAGACGUUUAUAGAAAUCUUGAGAGACGCGCACACUCUGAGGCAGUUCUUCCCGAAGCUGACUAUUUUUGAGGCGGAUUGGUAUCCGGAGCCGCCGUUCCAUGAGUAUCCGGAACAGUUGGGUCAAGUGCGUAAGAUUGCACGUUUGUGGAAGGAAGGUGUAGAAGAAGGGAAAAUAAGAGACAUAUGGCUGGACACGAUGAAAGGAUGGUUGCACGGGAAAAACGUGGUACCACUGAGUUGUGUCACGUUUUCUCUCAAUGGUUUUGCUGCGGAUGGCUUUGAUAAUGACUUGGACGUGUUGUUCAAUGAAGCAUAUAUAGCACUGGUGAAGCAGUGGACGACUAGAGAUGACAUCGAGGAUAGCGGGAGAGCGUGGCUGGAGGCGAUGGACAAGGAGAAGACGACUAGAAAGAAGAAGGGUAGGAAGACACGGGAAGAGAGCGCAUAG